AUGGGAAGAGCCCCAUGUUGUUCAAAAAUUGGUAUGAAUAGGGGUCCGUGGACUCCCAAAGAAGACACAUUGCUGAUGAACUAUAUUAAGGCUCAUGGUGAGGGCCAUUGGAGAUCUUUGCCUAAAAAUGCAGGGUUACUUAGAUGCGGUAAGAGCUGCAGGCUAAGAUGGCUGAACUAUCUUCGACCUGAUAUAAAGCGAGGAAACAUUGCUUCUGAUGAAGAAGACCUAAUUAUCAGGCUUCACUCACUUCUUGGCAACCGUUGGUCUCUUAUUGCUGCAAGGUUGCCUGGCCGAACUGACAAUGAGAUAAAAAAUUAUUGGAAUUCUCAUCUAAGCAAAAAGGUCAAGAACUCAGCAAAGAAUGUCCAAAACGACUACAAAGGAGCAUCAAAUUGUGUUCAAGUUCCAAACAGGCGAAAGAAGAAGAAUGAUAAUCAAGAUAGUUCUAAUGGAGAAAUGAUAAUAAAGACAAAAGUUCAUCAACCAAAGGCUGUGAGGGUUUCACCUUUUGCAAUUACAAGGAAUAAUAGUAUUGAAAGCAUGGUAAGUGGUUCAUCUAGUAAUGGAGAUGGAAACAAUAAUAAUAAUAAUGGAGUCGAUCAUGCAGAGGCUCUGAAUUGUCCUUGGUUUUGGUCUGAUCACAAAGAUGCUGAUAUUAAUGGUGGAAAGGCUCUGGUUUGUGAAAAUAACCAUAGUGAUUUUGUGAAUGAUUAUGAUGAUGCAUGUUACUUUUCAUGCCAAAACUACUCUGAGACCACAGAAAAUAUGCUUGACAAGAUUUAUGAGGAAUAUCAGCAGCUUCUACAGGAUGAAAAUGAACUCCCUUUGGACUCAUUUGUAAAAUCCUUGUUGAUUUGA
This is a messenger RNA of Quercus lobata, 861 nucleotides long. RefSeq names its product transcription repressor MYB6-like. The record is from RefSeq and is a predicted model, not a curated record. NCBI's taxonomy places the organism in Eukaryota, Viridiplantae, Streptophyta, Magnoliopsida, Fagales, Fagaceae. The transcript is spliced from 2 exons. The coding region runs from base 1 to 861 and encodes 286 amino acids.